AUGGCUGAAUACAAUGGGCGCCGUGCCCCCAACUUCUCGCAGUAUCUGGAUGAUCUGAAUGCCAUCCCGUCGCCCUUCGCCGUACAACAGCAGCAAGAGACGUUCAACCUGGACAAUGACCUAUCGCUGUUUACAAACACCGAGUUCUUCGACUUCGACCUGAACAUCCCGUCGUUUGAGCCUGUGGAGGAGAACAAACAACAUGUCAAGCAGAACUCUGACAUGGAGUUCCUGGAUAUGCUCGGUGAUGGGUUUGGCAAUGUCAACAACAAUGUCAAUGACUAUGCCCCUCAGAUGAACUCGAUGAACAACUCGUCCAUGCCAGUGCAGAAUGCUCAAUACCAGCCCGUGCCGCAACAACAGGCGCCGAACAGACUGCCUAAUGCACAUGCCUCCGUGAGCCAGCAGCCUACGUCGUCGCCGACAUCGACUUCCCCGUCUCAACCUUCCAUCUCUGGAGCGAGUCCCGCGUCCACCACCUCGCCAACAGCGUCUGCGCCGGCUCCGAAGCGCAAGAACACCCAAAAGACCCCCGCUAUGAGCGUGGAGGAGGCUGCACGAGUUGCCGCUGAGGAGGACAAGCGCCGCCGCAACACUGCUGCCAGCGCCCGGUUCCGAGUCAAGAAGAAGAUGCGCGAGCAAACAUUAGAAACUACGGUCAAGGAAACUUCAGAAAAGAACGCUGCGUUGGAAGCCCGCGUCACCGCCCUCGAGCUCGAGAACCAAUGGUUGAAGAACCUGAUCACCGAGAAGAACGGCAAGUCCAAGGAAGAAGGCAAGAAGGCGGAAAGCGAUAUCUCGGAUAUGUUCAAGAAGUUCCUUGCUGCACAGAGGACUGAGGGCGAGCGGAGUAGCGGCAACUCCAAGAUUGGUGUCGGCACAGUCUAA
Molecule: messenger RNA, 888 nt
Organism: Aspergillus puulaauensis
Lineage: Eukaryota; Fungi; Ascomycota; Eurotiomycetes; Eurotiales; Aspergillaceae
Product: putative bZIP transcription factor (MetR)
Exons: 2
Coding region: 1-888 (295 amino acids)
Biological process (GO): regulation of transcription by RNA polymerase II
Cellular component (GO): nucleus
Molecular function (GO): RNA polymerase II transcription regulatory region sequence-specific DNA binding; DNA-binding transcription activator activity, RNA polymerase II-specific
Source: RefSeq, a predicted model, not a curated record